UGAUAUGGCACCACUGACAACAGAAGUAAACAAACAUAAAGACAACAUUUCUGUUUAUACCGGAAAAGUAGGCGCAAUGAGCAAUGGCCACGAAACCAAGGGAACGUGGGAUCCUUCGAUCAAACUUCUCCAGUCACACAACAAACCUCCACCUUGCUUUGGAGCAGAGUUGCCUUCAGAAAUUACGCACAACAAAGCGAUUCUCAUCCAAAUCUGGACCUGGCAUAUAUUUUAAACAAUGGACGACAACGAGGAUGAACUGGAGGAGCAGCAGGAGAUAGUCAGCGACGGCAGUGUCGAGGAAGAGGAGGAGGUGGAGCCUGAUCUGGGACCAGUGGACAGUUGGGAGUCCUUUAAUGACCGCAUCGAUGGCCUGAUCUUUAACGAGCGAUGCGACAAGUCGGUGAAGAAGUUGGACGAACGCCGGCUGGCGAUACUCAACCGGGUUCGUCAGCAGUUCCGCGAGGCCCCGAAAGGCGUCGCCGAACGUUGCCAGGCCCAGAAGUCGCCCAUUGACCAACGGCUGGAGUUGUCCAGCGAGCGAUUGAACGAACUGGUACGCUUUGGCAAAGAGCUGGUGACCAAUGUCCGGGUGGCCAACGAGCGAAGGGAGCUGAAUCGCCGAAUCUUCGAGGGUGCGCAGAAGAAUCAGAUAAAUGUGAAGCUGCAACGCGAAAGCGUUGAGACAAUGGCUCGUUUCGAGAACAUUAAGGCGCGCUGGACGGAGCUGGAGGAGACCAACGAGCCGAUGCUGCUGUGGGACCAAAUCGAAGAGCAAAAGAAACGCAUUGCCGAGAUCAUGGCACGCAAGGAUGAGAUGAUAUCUGCCUGCCAAGCGGAGGUGGACCGCAUGAAUGCCAAGUACGAGUUCGAUCGCGAGCGGCAGGCCCAGGAUCUUUGCUGUCUGGUGGAGCGCGUCGAUCACCAGGUGGAGACGCUAAAGGAGGCCUACAAGGAGCACAUCCAAAUGCUGCGGCAAACCAUCGAGGAGGAGCGGCAAAUCUUCGCCGAUAAUGCGGUGGAGAAGUGGCGCACCUUCUUCGAUGCGAUGAAUGCCAACUUUGACGAGAAGGCCAAUUUGGUAAGGGCACGCGAGCAAUUCUAUGCUCGCCAAACCCAGCAGAUCAACGAGUCCCAGGAGGAGCUGACCAAGAGCACUCGCAUUCGGCUGGAGAAGGAGUGCGAGAGGCUCGAGCUGGAGCUGCGUCGCACGCGCGACAAUGUGCUGAUGAACUCCGAGAAGCUGGACUAUAACUAUCAAGUUCUCCAGAAGCGCAACGAGGAGAACGUGAUCAUUAACAACCAGCAGAAGCGACGGGUGGCCCGACUGCAUGAGGCGAUCGGACGCACCCGGCGUGGCCUGAAGAAUCUUUACAACACGGGCAAGCGGAACAUAGCCCGUCUUUCCUCGGACAUCUACAAGCUGCACUCCAACAUCAACGAUAUGGAGUCGAAGGCGCAUCAGGCGAGGCUGAACAAUCGUGAGAAGUUCGAUCGCAUCUGGGAGAUCAACUACAAGGAACUGAACCUGCUGGUGGAUCGGGUCUACCACAUCGAUCGCAUCAUACACGAGCAGCAGCUGGCCAUGCCGUGGUCCAGUCCCGUGCCACCUAUUCCGAACAUCAACAAGGCGAAGAAGAAGCGCAAUAACAUUCUGGAGAAGUUUGACAUGCGGAUUGGCCGGGUUCCCAAGAACAGGGUGAUGCCCAAGUCGAGCGUAAAUUGCAAGCCGGAUAUUAAGGAGCUGCCGCCGGAUUCUCUACGCUUGAUGCGUAAUCUCAUUCGCAAGCUGUCCGAUCGCGGCGGUUUCCUCAUCGAGGAGCGCCUGCUAAAGAUUCUUGAGCCGUAUUCCGAGGAGGAAAAAUGCCUGGUACGCAUCGACAAUAUAUUUGCGGCGUUGCGAAUUCGUCAUCUGCGUGAUGUCAAGGAACUGACCAAGGUUUUCAUGCCGUACACCUACUGUCCGAAUUGCCAACCGCAGGGAUUGAGUCCACGCAAGUGUGCCGAGGUGUUUAUGAAGGAUCAAAAGCCAAAUCGGCUGCAGGGCACGGCGAGUGGCCAACCGGAGGAGAAGGAGCAUAGGUCGACAGGGGAAACAUUUCUACCCAAGAGCGAGGAGGCGGCCAAGAGAUGCCACAAUCACUAUCUGGUCAUGGAGCCGGCCCUCUGCCUGCACGCCAUGAAUCUGUUCACCUCCAAGAUGCACAAAAAGAUGUACGAACACGAACCGGGCAGCAUUCUCAAUGCGGUAAAUCUUAUUCAGAUUACGGAUGCAGAGAUCCGUAAUUUCUGGCGCCAGUUCUCGGCCUGCUUCCCGGCCUCCAAGUGCAAGCUGUGGAAGACCCUGGAGCACGGCCUGAACCACUACGUGGAGGUGCUCAAGAUGCGUGUGCAGUACGAUGCGGAAGUCGUCUUCUUGCGUCGCCAGAACGAAGAGUUGCGCCAUCUGCUGCAGAAGUUCACCGUCUAGGUGGGAUAUCAUUCAAUUACAGCCUCAACUGCAAUGCACACACAUAAUCCCAAGCAAUUAUUGUCCGAUUUCACUGCAAACAUGAUAAAUUAUAAUUGUGCCUAGUCUUGCUCUUUGACAUUGCCAUGGAAGUAGUUCAGAGACGUGGGCUCCCGGCUCCCUGCGCCAUCUGAAAAGCUUGUAUCACUCAAGAAGCGUGCAAUAAAAGUAUAUUUUGAUCAUGAAAA
Messenger RNA from Drosophila mauritiana, 2697 nucleotides. RefSeq names its product dynein regulatory complex protein 1 homolog. The transcript has a single exon. Bases 239 to 2470 code for a protein of 743 amino acids. The record is from RefSeq and is a predicted model, not a curated record. Gene Ontology annotation, cellular component: axonemal dynein complex; axoneme. Lineage: Eukaryota; Metazoa; Arthropoda; Insecta; Diptera; Drosophilidae. Gene Ontology annotation, biological process: cilium-dependent cell motility; regulation of cilium movement; axonemal dynein complex assembly.